Molecule: messenger RNA, 2984 nt
Organism: Gryllus bimaculatus (two-spotted cricket)
Lineage: Eukaryota; Metazoa; Arthropoda; Insecta; Orthoptera; Gryllidae
Source: the annotation of a GenBank genome assembly
GACACGCUCCCAAGCAGCGCUCCAAGCAGCAUCCAUGCAGAUCGUGUACAACGCUUGACAAACAUAAUAACAGGCUAGCGGUAGGAUGCUGGUAGGAUGGCAUAAUGGCUGGGUAGAGAUUGAAGUGUCCCUGUCUUGUUGAUUUUUUCCCCCAUAUAUAUCAACGAUAGAAAUGUGAUACAUUACUAUGCAAUAAUUGAGAUGUUCAUGUUAUGCUCGCUUAUUGUUAAAAAGUACUUGAACAUACUUUUUCGCUAGCUAUGGAUGAAAUAGCGGUACCUAUUUCAUGGUUUCGACAGUCUGAGGGUCAAGAUUCCUUGGCAGUUGAUCCUGUAUAUGUACGAGAUGGGGAGCUAACAACAGCAACAGAUCCUACAUUGCAGGGUAACAAACAAUCUCCCACUGUUGCUGUUUACUUACUCCAGUUUUAUCCUGUGACACAAGCAUGCGUACAACCUUGUGUCACCACAACUUCCAAUGGUCACCAAUUAACAACUUCUGCUGUUAUACCUCAAGUUUCAAUUCAGCAGCCCACUAUCAAUGGAUCUUGUUUUGUCUCUCAAGCGUCACAAGUGUGCCCAACUAAUCAAAAUGUAGACGCCAUAUCCUUGGAAGGGAAACCUACCACUCUGAAGCUGGAACCUCUCUGCCUUUUUGCAGAACAACAGGAAAUCAAACAAACAAAUCAGUGUCUUGCGACUCAGGACAACCUAGUGCCAACAUGUAAGGUGCCAUUGGUCCAGAAGUGGAAAGAUGAGGGGAACACGAGAGAACAUCCCAUUACUAUUGUCACCACAGGGCCUCAAGAAAAUUCCGUGCACUUGCAACAAACCAAUCAGGCAACACAAGUCACUUCAGGAACUCUGUCAGUUCAUUCUGUCAGUAAUUCCAACCCAACAUACUCUACAGAAACAUUUCACACCAUAGAUCAUGUUGUAAGGACACAGCCUGGAGAGAAACCAUAUUCGUGCAAUGUGUGUGGGAAAGUUUUUGCGAGAGCACACAAUCUGAAAGCUCACAGUCAGACCCAUAGUGGGGCUCUGCCAUUUCCUUGCAAGAUAUGUCGUAAGUCUUACUCACAGGAAGCCUACUACAGGAUACAUUCUGAGAUUCUCUCAGGAGGCAGACCGUACACUUGUGAAGUCUGUAGCAAAGUCUUCUGUAACUCAAGAAGCUUCAACUUUCAUGUGCGCUCACACUCCAGGAGGAAGUGUAUCACAUAGACUGGAAAAGCACUUGAAAUUCAUGGACUAAGGGGAACAAAUUUAAAAACAUUCCCUGUCAGAAAAUGGAAAGUUUUUAUAAAACAUUUCUUCUGUCAAAUUUAGCUACAAUGUGAAAGGUUAUGUAAGACUUUUUCGAAGAAUCUUAAUAGAUAUGCAGUAAGAUGAAGCUUGAGCUUCAAAAACCCAGCAUACUUGUUUUCUUUGAGUGAAUCUCAUGUUUAAAUUUGCUCCCUUCUGAUCUUGAGGUCUGGGUUUUCCUGUAAAGGAGCAAGUCCAAACCGGUAUUAUAAUAAAAUUUUGUUAGAGAAAGGAAUGUUUGGUCCUCUAAACAGAUAUUCAUAAUUGUACAUAUGUUUUUAUGAGACACUAUUGUAGAAAACUAAAGUCUGAAGUGAAAGUGAACAAUAUGCAGAUUUGUACUUGUAGAUUGUUGUGUUCAUUAUGUAGUGCAGGAUACAGUCGUAUUCAAACUACAUCUGGCUACAUGCAACCUGCCAAUUGUGUAUGUAUGUGAGUGAGCAUGAGGUUUUGUGUGUAUGUAGUUGCAUGUAGAGGUGCAUGAAUAUGCAUGCGAGUCUAUUUUAACAUCUAUGCACAUAUUGCUAAUAUGCUAAGACAGAACUGAGAAAAAUGUUAGUUUUGCAAGAGAUGCUUGUGAAAGUAGUGGACCAAUAAUCUCUCAUAAUUCCAAGCGCAUUUCAUCACCAAUUUUUAUUAGUCACAUUUUUAAAGUUUACUUUUCUGUCUUUUCUAAAAGAUGGACUUGAUAUUGCUUUAUUUCCUGUGACUAACAUAAAGAUAAUUUAUUUUUUAUCUGUCAUUAUUAUAAAUUAUUGGAUUGUAUAUUUGAAAGUGCAUAUAGGGUAUUACAUUUUUCAUUCAAGGAAUUCAGUUCAGUAGCAGUACUCCAGAAAAAAAAAUCAGAAAUUAUGCUAAGUUGUAAUUACUGUAAAUCAAAUUUACAGACGUGGAUAUAAGAAAAGAUGCUAAGUUGUACGUACUGUAAAUUGAAUUUACUGAUGCUGCCUUUGUAGACUUGUUAACAUUUAGCCAAUGGCUAAUUAACUUUGUUAAAGUGCAAUUGGUGCUGUAUUAAGUACAGGUGAUGUACAUAAUUCUAUUUUGAAUUAUUUGUACCUCAAGUGACUAAAAGUCACCAGAAACAAUUAGCCAUCUUCUAUGUUAAAAGAACAUAGAAGAUACAUGCCCCAUUUUUUAUUAUUUUUUUGUAUUUCGAUCUUAAGGAAGGAUGUUCAUGAUAAGUAAAACUGUAACACCUUGGAGACAAUAUUUGAUUAAUCUUCUCUAAUAUAAUUUAAUAUCCUAUACUUGAUGUACAAAAGGAGGGUGAAAGCUGUACCUGUACAGUUCAACUCAUUACUUUUGCUUACUUAAACAUCAAAUAUACAUUGGUAAUGGGAAUGAGGAAGGAGUUAAGAGGCCAUGUAUCUAAUAAAUGAUCUGCACAUGGAUCUUAUUAUUAUAUUUAAUUCUAGUUAUUGCCGGUAUGUUAAUACUCAUAAUUAAAUUCAAAUUUUGUUAUAAAUCAUGUGCUUUAAUGAAAAACAUUGAUUCAGAUUAAAUUUUUUUUAUUUAAUUUUACUGUGGUUAAUCAUGUCUAUUGUUCCGUUUUCUUUUUUCUCAAACUUCUCUCAUCAGAACGCUUGUAAAUCACAAUAAUUUGUAAUAAUACCAAAUUUCUACUUGCUUUUCCUUGUGAUGCAAGUUUCCUGUAUCACAGUAAAACAACUAAAAUUC